Molecule: messenger RNA, 1700 nt
Organism: Actinia tenebrosa (Australian red waratah sea anemone)
Lineage: Eukaryota; Metazoa; Cnidaria; Anthozoa; Actiniaria; Actiniidae
Product: mitochondrial fission regulator 1
Biological process (GO): mitochondrial fission; aerobic respiration
Cellular component (GO): mitochondrion
Source: RefSeq, a predicted model, not a curated record
CUGUUGUUGUAAGAGAUGCAAGAGAACGACUCUUCCUCCAAGAUGUGCUGGGGUUCGGUGAUUACUCGGUCUUAAAAAUCAAUUUUAGCUUUUAUAUAUUCUUUUUACUUCUUACAAUCAUGAUGGAUGUUUUCGUAGAGGUAUUGUCCUUUAUUCUAGAGCAAUACUUUGGCUGGGAUGAGUAUGAAAUCUCGGCAUUAUGGCGUACGAAUCCAGGAAGAAGAAGAAGUAUCGUUCGACAGAUUGCAAGUUCUUUACCCUCCGUCUUCCCAAGGCUUUAUUCUAAACGCAGUAUUAUCAGAGAGAUUGCCAGUCGACUGCCCUUGCGCUCUAUCAAACGUCCACACUUCCAGAUUGGAUCAAAUGACAUACAAAAUGAACUAGAAUAUACAGAAGGAAGUGAUGAAUGGAUCAUGGGUCCUGAGUACUAUGACGACACAUUCAGUUGCAUUGGAUCAGAUAGAGAGAGCUCAAGUGGAUUUCUAUCUCUGGCUGAUGACGAUAUUGAUGAUGAACUUCUAUCUAUCUGUGGUGACGACAUUCCAAAGGAUACUACAGAGUGCAUAAAAUUAUCAAAUAUUGACAAAGAACCUGACAUUCUUAUGGUCAAUAAUGAAGCCAUGAAGAAAAUUUCUGCUCUUGAAGAAGAACUAAAUAGACUUAGGGCCCAAAUUGCUGGCCUUGUGGCAGCCCCUCCCUGUACACCAUCUUUGCCACAAAUAGGGCCAAUGACAUCCACACCCUGUACCCCUGGGGCAGCACCACCACCACCCCCUCCCCCUCCUCCACCACCACCAGCUGUUUCAACUCCAGUCAAGUCUGUCAUAGAUGUCAUCAAAGAGAAUCGUUCCAGAAGAAAAACUAUUGCAGGCCUGCCUACAGACAAACCCUCUAAUGUUCCAARCAUGACAGAUGUUCUCAAAGGUCUUGGUUCAGUAAAGCUUAAAUCAAUUGAAAGAUCACCAGGAGGAACCCCCGUGAGAAACAAACCCCUUGAAUCAGAAGGAAACGAUCCUUCUUCAAUAAUCGCCAGGGCACUGAAGAAAAAGUUUGCCCAUAGAAGAAAGCUAAAAAAUGAUGACUCACCAAGCUUAGACAAGGAAAAUAUGUCUUCAUUUUCUCCUUCUCCAAGCAGAAGUCCUAAAAUACCCCAGUUUGGGCCUCAUCUAUUAAAACCUGCCAAAGCUCGAAGAUUAUCAGGGACUGAUUUUAUUGCAAAACCCUUACACUCAAGUCCAUUGGCUGAGAUAAAUGCUUAGCUACUGAAUAAUACUGAUAUCUGGAGACUUAGUAAAAUAUCCUUCAGGCAGCCUAUUUUUAUUCUACUUGCAUUCAGUGGAAGUGUUGUCUGCAUAACUGGAAACAACAGUUGUUGUUUCCAGUUAUGUUUACAGUUGCUGAUCGAAACAACUACUUGGAAAGAAUAUUAGGAGAGACCAAAAUAAUGCAAAAAUCAAUUCAAACAUGCAAAACCUUUAUUUUAUUUCAAUUUAAUGUACAUAUUAUUAAUUUCUAAAUAUGUUUAGGAUGUAUGAACAAGUAAUACAUAGUAGCUUGCAUGCAUGUUUCAAAAUUUAGAACUUGAACAGGCUAUAAUCUCACGACUGACAUAUGAAACAAUGUUAAAAGAAAGCUUUUUGGUGUUGUUGGAGUUACACACACAUCAAGCACCUUUUUGAAUUAAAAUCUAAAAAGGAUGA